Tremella mesenterica DSM 1558 is the source of this 1645-nucleotide messenger RNA. RefSeq lists its product as uncharacterized. The record is from RefSeq and is a predicted model, not a curated record. The coding region runs from base 17 to 1645 and encodes 542 amino acids. Gene Ontology annotation, molecular function: metal ion binding. Lineage: Eukaryota; Fungi; Basidiomycota; Tremellomycetes; Tremellales; Tremellaceae. The transcript has 5 exons.
CAUUGAUGUUAUUUGGAUGUCCACCCAAGUAUGUCGAGAUUACCUCUCGGGGUCUUGUCGAUUUGGCAACAGUUGUCGAUAUUAUCAUCCACCUCGAAGUGGCCAAGGGGGAAGAAACGUUAGUUCAGCAAAUUCUGUACCUCUUGGUCGAAGAGCCAGCUCUGAGGAACCAACGUAUCAGUUCAAUGAGGACACGCUAAAAGCCGAUCUGAAAACGGAACUGCCAACAUGGAUUUUAUCAUCCUACGGAGCGGCAAAGUACGAACCGAAUUUGUUCGCUGGGAUGGAUAUGAGUCAAGAGGAGAUGAGAUGGAAAUGCGUUCAAGCUGUCAAAAGAGGUACUCCUCAAGAAUACUUUAAAGAAGAAGCAGACCUACUGAAUCAGGCUAGAAAGACGAUAGAUCAAGCCACCUCCAACCUUCGCAAAACGCGUGAACUGGCUGAGAAGUUACACGACGCUCGAUAUCCUUCUGGAACAAAAGUGGGUGGUAAUCGUCCCACCGAAUUUUCCGAAUCUACCGUUCUGGCCAAAAUCUCAGGAACUCCCACCGGUGGAUUCAACCCACCCACCAUCCCCAACGCGUUCAAUCGUCCUUCUACGACAGCUUUCGGAUCUUCGACACCUUCGGCUUUUGGACCCACCGCUCCCGCAGCUCCUAAGGCGUUCGGGACUUCGGGAAGUACGUUCGGCACAUCUUCCUUUGGUCAACCAGCAUUCGGUACCUCUUCUUCUCCGUCUUCAGCCUUUGUCGCUUCUCCCGCUCCCACUACUUCAGCCUUCGGUCCUUCUUCAGGUGGAUCCGCUUUUGGUACGUCCGCCUUUGGUGCAAAGACAACUACUUCGGCUUUCGGAUCCACUACCAACUCGACACAACCAUCUACAUCUGGAUUUGGUUCGUUUAAUACAUCCACCACUGCUUUUGGUGCACCUCAAACAACUACAAUGACACCAUUCAGUUCGAACCCUUCUUCAAACCCCACCAUCACCUCCACUGCACCUGCGUUCGGCACCUCAGCUUUUGGCAAACCUGCAAAUCUGUCAAAUAAUGCCUCUCCAGCCUUUGGUAGCUCCGGUUUCGGUUCUUCCACACCUUCCGCUGGCUCGGCAUUUGGUCAGCCAGCUUUUGGAUCAAGUAGUUCUCCAGCCUCAGGAGGUUUUGGUGCAUUUGGGAAAACGACAACGACUCCCACUGCAUCUGCUUUCAGCGCUUUCUCAUCUCCUUCCACCUCUACCGCGACCCAGCCAUCGUCAGCUUUUGGAACUUCGGCAUUCGGUCAAGUCAAACAAUCUGCUUUCGGCUCGACUACUUCCAACGCAACAACCGCGACUUCCGCCUUCACACCCAAUCCUUUCUCCGCAACCACCACCUCAGCAUUUUCCACGCCUCCUUCUUCGAACCCUUUUACCAAGACCACACCAAAUCCAUUCGCGCCAAGAACCUCUUCCUCAACACCUGCUUUCAGUGCGGAUGUCAAGAUACCCCCCGGAUGGUCAUAUGACGAUCCUUGGAGUUGGACGUUGGAGUCUCUGGAAAUUGACGAAGAAGGGAAGGGAGGGGAAGAGGAUGAAAUGUGGAAGCUUCCAGAGUGGGAUUCAUUCGAUCAGAUCCCUGUGAACCCUCCCCCUAGAGGUGUGAGAACAUAA